AGUUCGUAUACCGCUAUCGUCGUGGUUGGUUCGCGCCAAAUCCAACUUUCAAUCUGCCGGUAAAUGAAAAAAUGCUUAUCGGUAUUAAGCAAACCCUAACAACUUGAAUUUGUGAUUCAUUGUGAACAUAUUGAGUUUUUACUCGAAACUAAAUUAUUAAAAUUUUAGCGGGAUAAUGUGUUACACGCAGUUUUGAAUAAUUAAGUUCUGUUGAUAUUGUGUUUGGUGGAGUGCUUUAAAAUUAUUUUCAUUUCGAGGGGAUAAUAACAAAACCAACUAAAAAAGGGUUCACCGAACAUCUUGUUAGUGUUAGUGAUCUGGAACCGGCUUUUGCUCCAAUUUCGCCAUGUCCUCGGAGAUGGUGUGCUUGCUGUUUUUGUUGACGACAUUUUCGUUAUCACAAGGUGCUUGUCAAUUCAAAAAAUCAUGGCAAGGAAGAUGGUUCCAAAGCGGAGUACCUAACUACUUAUUUAUUAACAGUACAUACAUUGAGACGAAAGGAGAUUGUUAUGAAGAACAAGGAGAUAAAUAUUUAGUUUAUGAUAGGACUGACGACUGCUAUCGUUGCAUGGUAAUCCAUCCGAAGCAUCCCAGUGUACUACAAUACAAAGAGACAUAUUGUGAAUCUAAAGCUUCCCUGGUCGAAAUAUGUCAAAUGAUAACAGGCGACGCACCACUCUACAGCCUUUUCCGAAAAAAUCCAGAGGCUAAGCCGAUUGCGUGCCCUUUCAAAAGUGCUCCGUUCACUUUUAGUUAUAACCGAAUGACUGGAGAUUGCAGUAAUCCCCCCAGUAAAGCCGAAAGUUGCACCGACGAUUCUCGCUUAGUACUAAAAUAUCAGGCAUGUCCAGAUGUUCCAUCGACAGAAAGUAAUGUGGAAGAAUUAGUAUGUUUGGCAACGUGGAAAGAAGGUUCAACCCGAUAUCUGAUAGGGAAGCUCUCUCAGCCAAACAGAAGAAGUGCAUCGGACGAGGACCAAUAUCGUUGCUUUAUUUACAAAAGAAGCAUGGAAAAUGGUAAAACAAUAUACAGUGUUGCCCAGUCUGGGGAUGCUACAUGCACAGGGUUAGAUGCUACUGCUUUCGAGGGUAGUCGAACUAUGAUGUUAACUACAGUCGAUGACCAGCACAAGAGAUGUAAAUUUCCAGUAUGGAUAACAGAACAUCAUACUUGGUUGAGUUUGGAUCAUCAGAAAACUUAUAAAUUUUCACAGAGAAAUGCAACACUCAAGAUAUUAGAUGACGACCCACCUAAAAUGAAUAAAGUUCAACCAAAUUUUCCUCAGGCAUUUGCUUUCGAAGAAUUCGGGAUGCAAUCACAAGAACAAAGGAAACAGAAUUCCGAAAUGAGAGUAGUAUGUCAUGCUAUUUUACAACAACAAGAACAGAAGAAGGUUCAAAUAGUGGCCCACAUUACGGCAGGAUGUGACAGCGGAUAUGUGUGUAUGCUAUUUUACAAAAGAGAUUCAAAUGUUAUAGAACUGCAGCAAACGGAAAAAUAUGUAGAAAAUCCAGAUGAAGCUUGCUCAAAUUUUGAUCCCGGUACAAGUCCAUAUACAACACUAAUAACUACAACCUUACAUUCGAAAAAGUGUCCCCAUCUCGGCCGUUACACCAUAGCAAGUUAUCCAGCACAAUCCGGAAAAAGGAAGAGGCGACAGGAACCAGGUAAUUAUAACCAAUUUACAGAGAAGAAGAAUACAGCAGAAAAUCAAGAACCAGACUGUAUUUCAGAUGAUUUUGAAACCUUGUCAGUAGGUUGUAGUGGUACCCAUGAAAUGGAGUUCAAAUCAACUUGUUCUCAACAAGCAAUCUCGUAUACUUGCCAUGGUAACUGGGAGGAGAAUGGAAUAUCAUAUGUAAUAGCAACAUCCUUAUCUAAAAAGUUUCCAGAGGCCAAAUACUGUUUCAUGUAUAAACAGGACCAAAUGAAUUCUGCAAUCAUAGAAGGAAAUCUGGGAAAAGGACUCGGGCCUCCUAUAUUAAGGAUGUCAAGAGUGACAGAAAGUUGCCAUAGGAAUAUUGAUCCAGGAAUUUCUGGCAACUGGGCCUUUAAUUUUACUAGUAAUGGUACAUGUCAGCAGAGCGAUCAUACCAAUUCUAGCCAAUUGUUGGUGCCUAUGAUUCUCUUGGUCAUCAUUUCUUUGGCGUUAGUGGUAGUUAUAAGAUGAUGAAAAAUGAUCGUCCUUCACACUUUAUCCGAAUAUUAAGUGUUUUUGCACCUUUUGAACAAGAACAGCUAGACACUAGUUAGUGGAUUUUUUGUAUUUUUUAUUUCAGAAAUGGUACAUUUCAUAGGCCAGUCUAAAGAUAGUUAGGAACAGAAAAACGGGAUCAAUUAAUAUAAGACUCACAUUUUCAUACUUCUCAUUUAAUAUUAGGUGCAAUAAAAAUAUUGUAAAGUAUGAUAUACUAUUUAAAGUAAUUAUCCUAUUUUUCAUUUUAUACUUUCGUGGACUGGCCUAUUAGUGGAAAUAUUGCGUCUGUGAAAGAAUAUACGAGUUUUUUGAUGUUGCUCUUUGUUGUUAAGAGAUUAGGUAUUGUUUUAGAUAAAUAAAAAGGGCCUAAAAUAUAACAAAUGUCGGAAGUAAUAUUUCCACUUGCUGCAAAUAAUUUUUUUUUCUUUUAAUUGAUACAGAGACUACAAUAAUCUAGAAUACACGAACAUAUAUUUACUGUAUCAUAUAAUAAAUAAUUUCUGUAUCUCUUAAAUACAGAACAACAAUGUUGCUUGAUAAAAAUUUCAUAAUUAAUUUUAAUAUUCUUUGGUCAUAUGUUAAUCUUUUUUUCUCGAUAUCAAUUUCUAAUGAAUUUAUUCUUCUUAGUUUCAUUUUAUAUUAGCUUUCAUUCUCCUCCAUAUUUAGUUAUUUCAAUACUGAUUCAUCAUAGUCAUUAGAUUCCAUGAUUGUUUUCUCAUUCUAAUCUCAUCUUUAUUUGCUUGGUCUCUUCUGCUCCAAUGAAACUUUAGUUUAAGGUUUUAAACUUCAUUCAUAUUUCAAUUAUUUCAAGAACUAUUUUGUACAUUGUUUCUGUAG
Messenger RNA from Diorhabda sublineata, 3034 nucleotides. RefSeq lists its product as uncharacterized. The transcript is spliced from 12 exons. Lineage: Eukaryota; Metazoa; Arthropoda; Insecta; Coleoptera; Chrysomelidae. Bases 347 to 2170 code for a protein of 607 amino acids. The record is from RefSeq and is a predicted model, not a curated record.